GUGACAGCUUAGGUCAAAUCUCUGUGUUUUGGUUGUAGUGAGAAUCAGAGCUGUUACGUGAGGAGACUCGCAACUGAAAUAUGCUGUUUUCAUAGGCUCUUGAAGCAAUAGGCUGUUGGAUUUUGAUCCCGCCCAGAAUACCUGAGUUUUUCUCUGCAAGGAUAUAUAAUAGCGGUUUUGCUUGCCCACAUAAGAAAAAAAGGCAAUGGAGACUGAACAACAGGAAGAGACCUUUACCAACACAGAGACAAAUGACCUCUCUACAGGCAAACGUCCUGCAGAAGAUAUGGAGGAAGAGCAGGCCUUCAAAAGAUCUCGAAACACAGAUGAAAUGGUUGAACUGCGCAUCUUGCUGCAGAGCAAAAAUGCUGGAGCUGUGAUUGGAAAAGGUGGCAAAAAUAUUAAAGCACUUCGUACAGAUUACAAUGCCAGUGUUUCAGUCCCAGACAGCAGUGGCCCCGAGCGCAUUUUGAGUAUAAGUGCAGAUAUAGAGACAAUUGGAGAAAUCUUGAAGAAGAUUAUCCCUACUUUAGAAGAGGCAUCUUUCAUACAGUAUCAACACUACAAAGGCAGCGACUUUGACUGUGAAUUAAGACUUCUCAUUCACCAGAGUUUGGCAGGAGGAAUUAUUGGUGUCAAGGGUGCUAAAAUUAAAGAACUCAGAGAGAACACUCAGACCACCAUUAAGCUCUUUCAAGAAUGUUGUCCUCAUUCUACUGACAGAGUGGUGCUUAUUGGUGGAAAACCUGAUAGGGUUGUUGAGUGCAUCAAGAUUAUCUUGGAUCUUAUCUCUGAGUCUCCAAUUAAAGGACGGGCCCAGCCUUAUGAUCCCAAUUUCUAUGAUGAAACAUAUGACUACGGUGGCUUCACAAUGAUGUUUGAUGAUAGAAGGGGACGUCCAGUGGGCUUUCCGAUGCGUGGAAGGGGAGGCUUUGAUCGAAUGCCUCCUGGUCGUGGUGGACGACCUAUGCCUCCCUCGAGAAGAGAUUAUGAUGAUAUGAGCCCUCGCAGAGGACCUCCACCACCUCCACCGGGUCGUGGUGGUAGAGGUGGCAGCAGAGCUCGUAAUCUUCCUCUUCCUCCUCCACCGCCUCCUCGUGGCGGAGAUCUGAUGUCCUAUGACCGAAGGGGCAGACCAGGAGAUCGCUAUGAUGGCAUGAUGAUGCAGUGUCAUGUGGAUGCUUGUGAUGACAUGCAGCCACCAGAGUUGUUUGAGGGUGGCUCUGGUUAUGAUUAUUCUUAUGCAGGGGGGCGCGGUUCAUAUGGAGAUCUUGGUGGACCCAUCAUCACAACACAAGUAACGAUUCCCAAAGAUUUGGCAGGAUCUAUUAUUGGAAAGGGAGGCCAGAGAAUCAAACAAAUACGUCAUGAGUCAGGAGCUUCAAUCAAAAUUGAUGAACCAUUAGAAGGCUCAGAAGAUCGGAUAAUAACUAUCACAGGAACACAGGACCAGAUACAAAAUGCACAAUAUUUGCUGCAGAACAGUGUGAAGCAGUAUGCAGAUGUUGAAGGAUUCUAAUGCAAGAUUAUUUUUUCUUUUUUAUAGUGUGAAGCAGUAUUCUGGAAAGUUUUUCUAAGACUAGUGAAGAACUGAAGGAGUCCUGCACCCCUAUUUUUUUUUUUUUAAUCUGCUUCUGUUUAAAAAGCCAACAUUCCUCUGCUUCAUAGGUGUUCUGCAUUUGAGGUGUAGUGGAAUCUUUACUGUCCACCAGAUGUAAUGUUUUAGUUCCUUACAAAUACAUGGGGGGAGGGAGCACGAGACUAACACUGAAAUUUUGAAGCAGCAGAGAGAUUGAAUUCUAUUUUUGUUCAUCGUUGGUGGUAAAUUGUAAUGUUUUUCUGUAAUUGUUGUGUACACCCUGCUUUUAUGUACACUGUGUCUUAUUUUAAAGGGGGAUGAAUUCUGGUAGGCCACAUGUCCCUGGUAUCUGUUGAGAGCAGUGUGCAGAAUGUAAUGCUUUUUUGUAAGAAACAUUUUAGGAUUUUUAAAUAAAUUUAGUGAACCUA
Molecule: messenger RNA, 2007 nt
Organism: Manacus vitellinus (golden-collared manakin)
Lineage: Eukaryota; Metazoa; Chordata; Aves; Passeriformes; Pipridae
Gene: HNRNPK
Product: heterogeneous nuclear ribonucleoprotein K
Exons: 15
Coding region: 206-1519 (437 amino acids)
Biological process (GO): regulation of mRNA splicing, via spliceosome; regulation of transcription by RNA polymerase II
Cellular component (GO): nucleus; cytoplasm
Molecular function (GO): mRNA binding
Source: RefSeq, a predicted model, not a curated record